AGCAUCCACUGAAUUCACUGUGUGACACAUUGACAAAGUCAAGAUAAGUUGCAGUUAGCUCGAAAGAAAGAUAGGAAAAGAACUGAGCACAUGUUUUGUGGUAAAUCGUGUAGAUUGUAAAAAUUGAACAAAAUAGCGGCAUGUGCUAUAUGAAAAAGCUAUUGAACGGAGGUUUUGAUUGUUCUAGUCGGGUCAGCAUUAUAGUUUUGUACAUAAAUGAAUGUGUACAUAGCUUGGUAAACUCCUUGUUUCAUGUACACAGAGCACAAAAUUUACCAAAACAAUUAUUUUGUCUAAACCUGGAUGAUGCUGAAUGUUGUCCGUUGUUGGACAGUUGGAUAAAGUAAAAGUGAAAAACCCAAGCCAGGUACUUAAAAAAUGUCUUCAAACGAGAAAGAAGGGUUUGAUGAUGUGAAGCAGGAUGAUUCUGAUUUCAUUGACGACUAUGAACCGUCAAUCUCAGACCAAUUGCAUGCUGGAUAUUGUAACAUGGACAGAGCAUGUCAGACUACUGUCUCUGAAAUAAUCGAUUUAAAAAAGAUGUCUGAAGCUUUAUCUGUCCUUGUCCAAGAUUUAGCUGCGCUGAAGAAAAGUUUUUACUAUGCCAAGCUGACUUUGCAAGCUGAAUACGACAGUAGGUUAGAGGAGGCUGUUCUUGACCUCUACUGCCGUGUCAAUAAACGAAUAGCGGAGAUAGAAAAUGUACACAAAGAACGCGUGGAUGUUGUCCGGAGAAGCUUCAGAACGCAACUCACGAACGCUGUCUGUAAACUUUCCAAUGAUUAUCAUAAAUUUUACGGCAACAAAGACGCUGACGCAGAGGCUCUGCACAAGAAAAAGUUGAAAAAGAUGGAGGAGCAGCAAUUCGCGCUUAGAAAAAACGAACUGGCGCAGCAGGAAAUGUUUAAUAUGCUGAAAAUGCAGAUGGAAGAUACUGAACUUCCUGAAGAACCAUCCGGUAACAGCUCUGUUGUAUCGACAUCCGUUUUUACGCAGGAAAUCGAUGAGUUGAAAGGGACCAUACAAGACUUUGAAGGAAGAGUGGAAAAUCUUGAAGAUAUGCUGGAAGAGUCGAACAAAGAUAACAGAAAAUUAAACAGCGAAUUAGAAGUUUUGUCGAAGAAAUUAGUGGGUGAAGAAGCAAAAACGGGCAAGUUGUUGGAAAAAGUGUCUUUGCUUAAUAAUAAGAUGGAACGGGAGAGAAUUGCUGCUUCGGAACACUUAGCCCAACAAAAGAAACAGUUUGAGUUGGAAAUGGAGAACAGGUUAAAAAGGAUGAGAAAAAGAAUGCAGGAAGAAGCGAAAGAAAAAAUGGAGGAGCUUCAAAAGAAUGAGGCAGAGAAAUUGCAGUCUCAAAAGCUAGCCGAAAAACAGAAGCUCAGAGAACUACAAGAAAAACACGAGAAUGAAAAAAAACCUGCAGAUAUCCCUGUCGAAACUGAUCUAGGUCGUUUGCAAAUGAUCGAGAAAAAACAAAGAGCUGAAAUAGCGAGGUUACAAAGAGACUUGGAGCGGACGGUUCGAACAUGGGAGAUGAAAACAAAAAUUUUACAGGAGCACAUACAUGCAUUAAAGGAUGAAAUGUUUCUUCGCACGACGUUGCAACGCCAGGUAGCGAAAGUGACACCAGUAGCGUUAACGUAUGUGAAGAAAAACAACACGGUUAUCCCGUUGGGUGUAAAUCCUACGAAAAGCGCGCCACCUCGAAGACUGGCUCUAGCUACUGUUAUUCAAGCACCUAAAAUGGUCAAAGACAGAUGGAAAAACGCUGAUUCAUCGGAAUUUUUUUGUAAGGAAAAAAAAUAGAGAUUUGGAAGUUCAUUAAGGAUAUGAAGUUCGAUGGGGGGAGGAGAUUUACAUUUCCUUUUCCCUAUUUUAUUUAGUUGCAAAAAAAUUUUAGAGAAAAGUAUAGUUUAGUGAUGGAGUUUUUUUGAAAGGGUCUGUAAAAGAUAAUUUAGGGUCCUAUUUUGGGUAGACACCUAUUCAGACAAAGCGCCUAAUCCCUUUUUUUUCUAAAGUGCGUUUUGGACUUUAAUUUUUUCUGUUAUAAAAGUAAAAACAAUAUUUCAUGAGUGUAUUGUGAUGUUUGUUUCAGGAUCUUCCCGGCGUAAGCGUCGGAAAAUGAACAAUUCAGCGCGUACGUAUUUUAUGGAUGGUUAAUAAAAAUAUUUUUAAAUAAAUGUUAUAUAAUAUGUAAACAUUGAAGAGUGAUAUAUUUUUGAGAGUUCCAUAUUUUAUGUAUAUUUAUUUUUGCUAAUUUAAAUGUUGACUUUUGAA
Hydractinia symbiolongicarpus is the source of this 2277-nucleotide messenger RNA. RefSeq lists its product as uncharacterized. The record is from RefSeq and is a predicted model, not a curated record. The transcript is spliced from 2 exons. NCBI's taxonomy places the organism in Eukaryota, Metazoa, Cnidaria, Hydrozoa, Anthoathecata, Hydractiniidae. The coding region runs from base 379 to 1806 and encodes 475 amino acids.